Lichtheimia ornata is the source of this 1542-nucleotide messenger RNA. RefSeq lists its product as uncharacterized. Gene Ontology annotation, biological process: regulation of cyclin-dependent protein serine/threonine kinase activity. NCBI's taxonomy places the organism in Eukaryota, Fungi, Mucoromycota, Mucoromycetes, Mucorales, Lichtheimiaceae. Gene Ontology annotation, molecular function: cyclin-dependent protein serine/threonine kinase regulator activity; protein kinase binding. Gene Ontology annotation, cellular component: nucleus; cyclin-dependent protein kinase holoenzyme complex. The transcript is spliced from 2 exons. The record is from RefSeq and is a predicted model, not a curated record. Bases 1 to 1542 code for a protein of 513 amino acids.
AUGCAGCAGCCCAAAUUCGAUAUUGCAACAUACCCUACUCUCGACACUAUACGCUUGUUGUCAUCGCUCUUGGAGCGUAUGUGCUUAGCAAACGAUCAAUUGAACCGAGCAGUCAAUACGCGCAAGGACAUGGGUCGUCGAGCUUCCUCUGCUUCAUUGGUGGGAACAAGGUCAACGAUGGACUCUUCAACUACCUCAUCAGCCACUCCUCCAACUCGAUUCCACGCCAGAGCCUUGCCUACUAUUGAUAUCUUCAGCUAUCUUUCUCGCAUCUUGCGUUAUUGCCCGUGUUCCAAUGAGUGCUUUCUCAGCUUGCUGGUCUACUUUGACCGCAUGUCGAAGAAUCAACUUGCCCGCACAGGAAGACCUUUCUCCAUCGACUCGUACAACAUUCACCGCCUCAUCAUUGCUGGUAUCAUGGUCUCGAGCAAGUACUUCAGCGACGUUUAUUAUACAAACACACGUUAUGCAAAGGUUGGUGGCCUUCCAGUCUCGGAACUCAAUAGCCUGGAGCUCGAGUUUCUUGUAUUGAACGACUUUAAUUUAUCGGUGCCUAUCAGUGAUUUGCAACGCUAUGGUGAUCAACUCAUCAAGGUGGAAUUUAUGGAGAAUGAGAUGCGAAAGAACAUCAUGUAUGAAACACCUUCCUACAACAACCCAGGCACAAUGCGUCAUGGCCGCUCAACUUCUCUCGGCUCGGCUGCAGCAUUAGCUACACGUCAGAAUAUUAUGGCUGAAGAUCCUCAAGUUGAUCAACUACGUGAUAUGACAAGUUGCUUAUCUUUGGAUGAACGCACCACUCCAACCACCACUACAACAACAACAACAGCCACCAAUCAACAACAUCGAUCACAAGGUUUUACUUAUCUUCCCAAGAUCUCUCCCAACAACAACAGCAGCAACAACAACAACAAUCUACAAUCGGGUACUGUGCGACGCAUGACCAGCUAUGGCAACAUGCCACCUCAAUCGCCACACGCUGUGUAUAACACACCAAUGUCCAACCAUGAUAGCAGCCCUGGCACUAUGGAAGGAAAUGAAUCCAAUCGACGCCGUUCUUGUGCAAGUCAUCAUUCACCUGCUUAUACGACUCAAGGACAUCAUCAACGCAACAGCUUCUUUUCGAGUGAUCCAUGGCGUCAUUUCUCGACAACGGUGAACAACGCCCCCAAUCAUUCUCAGCAUUAUGCUCGACCUCGUCAUGGAAGUAUGGGAUUUACCACUGCCACCACGAGUAGCAAUGAAUGGCAACAGUACAGACAACCACGUCAAUCGAGAUCCAGUGCUAGCCUUUGCCAAUAUGGAGGUUUCCGCAAAUCGACACCACCAGGCUUGGAUAACAACGGCCAAUACAUGAUGGUAGGUGGCGAACCUUCAGCAACACCAACACAGCCAUUGAGUGGUACUAUGCCACCAGCAUCGUACUAUGCGUACAUGACACAUCCUAUUGGUAUUCCAACACCUCCACCCUCAUCGUCGCCAGUGCAUCAGAAGCAUCAGGCAUCUUCUCCUCAUCCAUCAUCCAUUGUUUAUUAUACCUAA